Molecule: messenger RNA, 3152 nt
Organism: Amyelois transitella
Lineage: Eukaryota; Metazoa; Arthropoda; Insecta; Lepidoptera; Pyralidae
Gene: INTS7
Product: integrator complex subunit 7
Exons: 17
Coding region: 68-2938 (956 amino acids)
Biological process (GO): snRNA 3'-end processing
Cellular component (GO): integrator complex
Source: RefSeq, a predicted model, not a curated record
UAAUUCGGUCGGCGUCCGUAGUUGGAUUUACAUCGUUAUUUUUAUUCUAAAAAGAAAGAAAGUUACGAUGAUUGGUGUAAGGCUGAAUACUUUUAACGAUAAUUCUGGAGAACCUGAGCAAGACGCAAAUUCUGCUUUAACAGAAUUAGACAAAGGUUUACGGUCUGGCAAAGUGGGCGAACAAUGUGAAGCAAUUGUCCGUUUCCCACGUCUGUUUGAGAAGUAUCCAUUUCCUAUCCUUAUCAAUUCGUCAUUCCUCAAACUUGCUGAUGUUUUCCGUAUGGGAAACAACUUCCUCCGUCUAUGGGUCCUGCGUGUUUGCCAGCAGAGUGAGAAGCAUUUGGACAAGAUUUUGAAUGUAGAUGAAUUUUUAAGAAGGGUAUACAGUGUGUUACACUCAAAUGAUCCAGUUGCGAGAGCGUUGGCCCUUCGGACCCUUGGUGCGGUGGCGGGUAUAAUCCCGGAGAGGCAGAAUGUGCAUCAUGCUAUAAGGAGAGGUCUGGACAGCCAUGACAAUGUGGAGGUUGACGCUGCCAUCUAUGCUACAACUCAAUUUGCAGCUCAUUCAAACACCUUUGCAGUAGCUAUGUGCAAUAAACUAUCGGACAUGGUGGAAAGUGAGAGUACAGGGGCUGAGAGACGUGCCAAAUUGGUGCGAGCGCUCAAAACUGUCCACGGGGGAGCGAUAAGAGCCCAGGGCGUGCUGAAGCUCCUCCACUCGCUGCUGGAGCGGUUCCCGUCGUCCAGCUCGGUGCGCGCCGCCAUCACCGCCCUCACACACAUCGCGGCCGACACCGUGGUGCACGUGCCCGACCAGGUGGAACUCCUCCUGAGCCUGGCAAUGAACGAGGGCCGAGCGGCGGUGCGGCGCGCGGCGCUGCUGGGGCUCCGGCGGCUGGCCGCGCACGCCGCGCUGUGGCCCGCGCGGGGUAUACAGAGCCUGCUGCGCGCCGCCGCCGGCAGCCGCCACGCCGACCACACAAUGCUGUGUUUGCAGGUCAUGCAGAAACUAGUGGAAUGCCCGGCGGUGUGCGCGUCGUCUGUGGCGCUGCGCUCGUACUGCGCGACCGCGGCUUUGAGUCCCGACUUGAGACAGGCCGCCACCGCCGCUCACGUCUUCACCGCCGUUGUUGUUCAUUGUUACGAAGAAUCAUUACCAGUGGACGGCAGUGAUCUUAUGAUCGCAUUAGAGUCGUUAGUGAUCGCUACUGGAGCAGAUACGUCUCCUGCUAACAUCAAACCUCUGCGGAUGGCAUUACGAUGCUUGGUUAAGCUAUGCACCGCCGAGCCAACCUUAUACGCUCCACGGACAGCCCUUAUGCUGGGUGCUCAGUUACAAGAAUGCGAUUGGCAAUUAGGCGGGCCCAGGGUCCUGGCCCUCCUCGAGGCGCUGGCGGCCCUGGGAGGGGGGACCUACAGCCCUCAUUCGAUACAACCCGCUUUGCCGGCGCUGAUACAAGUGUUGAACGAAGCUAUGAAGGGGAACCCCACGAGCAACCCCAACGAAGAUGGAACUGCCCUGGUUCUUCUGUGCACAGUUCUGUUCCAAGAGAGGGCGGGCACAGCGCUGACAUUGCAGAUAGACAACUCCUGGGAGAGCCAGAUCUUGGACACGAUGGCCAGGGUCGAUGGCUGGACCAAGUACAGAGUGGCCAGAGCUGCUUUGAGGUACGGGCAUCACAGCUUAGCGGCGACCAUUUUGAAGCGCUUGGCAGACGAAGCGCCCAGCGAAACAGCGCAGCGCUGGCUCUCAGCGCUUCACAGGGCCGCUUCCAGCGAUGCACUGCUGGUUGAGAAGGGCAUCGUGGCCCUGGAGGCGGCGAGCGCGGGCUGGGAGGUGGCGGGCGGCUGCGGCGGCGCGGGCGCGGGCGGCGGCGCGGGCUGCGCGGCGGGCUGCGGGCGCUGCGCGGGCUGCGCGCCGCUGCCGCCCGCCGCGCUGCGCGCGCGCGCGCUGGCGCUGGCGGCGCUGGCGCGGGCGGCGCACGCGGCCCGCGCGCUGUGCACGCAGCCGCCGCCCGCCAUCGCUCAUUCUCACGCGCAGGCGGCUCGCGACCCGCUAGCGAAGUCCGGCGCCGUGCUGUGGUCGCUGCGCCGCGCCGCGCGCGCCGUGCUGGCCGUGUCUCAGCGCUACCACGAUAUAGCUCGCACCGCCUUCCACGCUGACAAUUCUACAUUGAGACAUCUACAUAUAGCACAGCAUACAUACGCCCAGCUGGCUCAAUUCCUGGACCGCGUCACCUCGAACCAGCAAGAGCGACCUUCGGAACUCCUCAAGGAAAUGAAACCAACCUCAUUGGAAGAGAUGAUAGCAUUGUCAGCCAGCAACAAGUUGACGGAUAUAUCCAACAAGUUGUUUGAUAAUCCGACGACCAGUCCUGGCAUAACUCAUAGGCAUGCGGAAGCGGUGCUGGCGGCCGUGAAGGCCUGCAGCGGCGGCGCGUCGUGGGCGCGGGGCGUGUGCGCGGGCCGCGCGCCCGCCGCGCUGUGCCGCGUGUCGCUGACGCCGGCGUGGCGCGCGCCGCCCGCGGAGCACGCGGCCGCCCUCCCACUCUCACAUAGGCUCGCUUUGAAAUUGGAAGGCGUAGUGCUGCCAGUUACGCCGCUCAGUAAACGCCAAAAGCAGCGUCAAGUGAAAGGAGUACAAAUCACAGUUACCGCCACGCCUCACCCGCGGACCAAUGAGAAGACCGUAGAACUGACAAACAUACCGCCAGUCCUGACCGCGGUGCAGACCGUGACCCCAGUCAGAGAUUUCUUCUCCGCUCAACAGCUGGUGAGCGUGGCGAGCCCGGGGCUCUACACGGUGGCGGUGGAGGCCGCCUUCGUCGAUGAGAAGGGGGAGUUGUGGAACACGGGCCCUAGGUCCGCCAUCGUCAUUAAGGCUCAUGAAGAUCCAGCUGCUAAGGGCAUAGUGCAAGCGGCUAGAGGUAGAUUUUAGUUUAUAUAAAUCAUCAAAUUUGCACUUUUAUCGUGAACUUGAAGACUUGUGAUUAGUAAGUGAAACUAUCAAUGUGGAUGAAGAAGAAAGAAGUGUAUGCAGGGAUCGUGGCAAGUGGAUAAAUUAUGUUUCUGCCUACCCCUCCGCAAAUAAGGCGCAAUUUUAAUAUAUGAAAAAUGUAUGAAUAAAAUGUUUUAAUUAAAAAAAGUGUGUG